Molecule: messenger RNA, 1694 nt
Organism: Achroia grisella
Lineage: Eukaryota; Metazoa; Arthropoda; Insecta; Lepidoptera; Pyralidae
Product: L-threonine ammonia-lyase-like
Exons: 11
Coding region: 145-1581 (478 amino acids)
Biological process (GO): L-threonine catabolic process; L-serine catabolic process
Molecular function (GO): threonine deaminase activity; L-serine ammonia-lyase activity
Source: RefSeq, a predicted model, not a curated record
AUGACAUCAUUCAAUGCAACAGACACGACGCAUUCAGAAAUUAUAAUGACAAUGUAGUCCAAUUAGUAAUGUAAUAAAUCCGAAUCUGAACCAGUCAUAUGCCAAUAGGUAACUCCAAAAUAUUUGGGCACGGAACUCGAUAAAAUGCAAAAACCGACUAAUACGGUACAGCUGCAUCUUGAGACAAGGCCUUCAUUAGGUAUAGCACCUGGUGCUCUUGUUAACCGUGAUAGUGCCAAAAGAAACAUUUGGUGUCCGAAGCCGGAAAUAGAGUUUGAUAGUUGGUGUAAUCCAAAUAAUCCUAAAUUAAUCACUUACAAAGAAAUUUCAAAAGCAACGAAUGUCCUUAGAGAACAUUUUCCAGUCACUCCUCUCCUGAGGUCUCGGUGUUGCGUUCAAUUUGGAUUGGAAGUUAAUUACAAAUUAGAAAUAUUUCAUCGAACUGGAAGUUUCAAUGAGAGAGGAGCAUUAUAUACAUUGCUAAUGUUGAAGGAAAAUCAACGUAAAUUUGGAGUUAUUACAGCAUCAACAGGAAGUUGGGCUAUGGCAUUGGCAUACUAUGGGCAUAAACUUGAUAUUCCUGUAACUACAGUCCUUCCAUUAAACACCUUGAUAAAUGUGGUGGAAAAGUGUAAAGGCUAUGGAGCAACUGUAAUUUUGAAUGGAAAAACUCUUGCCGAAGCGAAAAACCAAGCAUUUAUCGUACGCGCUGAAAGUGGCGCUACUUAUUUAAACAGUUAUGACCACCCAUACGCAAUAGCCGCUGCAGGCAGCAUCGGCGUGGAAAUAAUGGAACAGCUGCCACAAACCGACGCAAUUUUGAUUCCAGUGGGGGGAGGGGGGCUACUAGCAGGUAUCUCUACCGCAGUCAAGCAUAUAAAACCUGAAGUAUUGAUUUAUGGUAUAGAACCAGAAAAAUGUUGUGGUUUCUACAAAGCUAUGAAAAAUGAGCAUCCGUAUCAUAUUAUAGCGGGUAGAAGUAUUGCCGGCUCCUUAGCAAUAUCCACCCCAGGUCACAACGCCUUUCACACUGCAAAACCAUCUAUUAAUAAAAUGGUAUUGGUGAAUGAUGAUUGGAUAUCACGCGCCGUUUUGCACUUAACAGAAGAACAGCGAUUUGUAGCUGACGGCGCUGGCGCUACAAGUUUGAGCGCUUUGUUCGGUCUUCCCAAUAUAUUACCGGAAUUACGAGGCAAAACGGUGGUCUGCGUUAUCAGUGGAGGAAACAUCGACACCGACACCUUGCCUCGGUGCAUUGAGCGUGCAAAAGCAGUGGAAGGUCGAAUAAUAAAAAUGACCGUAACUCUGCCAGCUGACGAAACGACAGAGCAAUUAAAAAUUUUUAGUACAAUUGCGAAUUUGGGCUGUAAUGUACGACAAUAUUAUACCGAACAUGCAUGGCUUACUGAAAACGACUUCUAUACUAUUUACUUAACACUUACAUGCGAGACACGUGAUAUAAAACAUGCGUGUACGUUAAAACGAGUUAUGGAAAGAUUAUUUCCCAACAUGUGCCAUUUUCUAGAAGAGCCUUUUAGCCCUAUUCCAAUAUGUUCCUGCUUUGCCAAGAAACUUCCAUAAAUUUACAAAAGUAUUAUUUAAAUUUAUAAUAAAGUAUUUUCAGUAGAUACCUAUAUUUUCUAUUACUUUAUGUAUGCAAAAUUACAUUUUUAUUAAAUAAGCGUAUAUGCCAU